Messenger RNA from Alosa sapidissima (American shad), 1927 nucleotides. RefSeq names its product fibroblast growth factor (acidic) intracellular binding protein a (gene fibpa). Gene Ontology annotation, molecular function: fibroblast growth factor binding. The record is from RefSeq and is a predicted model, not a curated record. The coding region runs from base 557 to 1630 and encodes 357 amino acids. Lineage: Eukaryota; Metazoa; Chordata; Actinopteri; Clupeiformes; Clupeidae. The transcript has 10 exons. Gene Ontology annotation, cellular component: nucleus. Gene Ontology annotation, biological process: platelet aggregation.
AUUUGGAGGUCACGUGAGAUGACGUCAACAAAAAUGGCCAUUUAAUACGUCGAACGCGGAAACAUGGGAAUCAUGUUUAUUUAAAAUAUCAAUCGAAACAUUGUAGUAGAACAUUGACUCGGUAGUUAUAGAAUUUGUGCGGUAGCCUACUUCGUUGAAGACCUAUUACGUAUGCGUAGAUUUUAUUCGACGAGGCUCUAAAAUGCCUUGUUUUUGAACAGAUGUCAUACCAGCUAACGUUAGCUUGCUAGUUGAACGUAAGCAAGUUAUAUUGCUAACAUACCUUUUUAACUAUAAUUUAUAAUUCUGUGUUGGAUUUCCGAUGGCUGAAGUUCUUCAUGUCAGUCGUUGUCGCGUGUCUUUUGUCGCUCCUUGUUUGUUGUAGGGAAGCCAUAAACUUGUGCAAAAACAGUGGGCCCGGCAACCAAACAAACAUUAGUCCUAGCCUACUACGAGCUUGGUUCUGAUGCCACUAGGCUAUAACUAACGCUUAGAUAAAUUUCAUUAAUACCCGUCCUUCGAGCAAUAGUCCCUGUCUGAUUUAGCUACAGCCACGAUGUCUGUAGAACUCGAUGUAUUCGUUGGGAACACAACUAUAAUGGAUAAGGAGGUCUAUCAGUUAUGGCUCAAUGGAUACACAGUGAAUGAUGCCGUGAGGGUGCGAAUGGAAGGAGGUGUACUGGAGGAGUACGAGGCCAGUGCUGAAGUACUACUGAGUGACACCAUGGAUCAGUUUAGGACCUUCCAAAUGUGCGAGCGCCUUUUGCACAUCCCUGCCAAAUUGGCCAAUCAGCUCUUAUUCCAGAUUCCACCUGAUCGCCAGGCCAUGCUCAUCGACAGGUACUAUGCCUUUGAUGAUGCUUUUGCGAGAGAAGUGCUGGGCAAAAAGCUUUCCAAAGGAACCAAGAAGGACCUGGAUGACAUCAGCGCCAAGACGGGCAUCACACUGAAGAGCUGCAGACGACAGUUUGAUAACUUCAAGCGUGUGUUUAAAGUGGUGGAGGAGCUCAAAGGCCCUCUGGUGGAGAACAUACGGCAGCACUUCCUGCUCUCGGACCCGCUGGCCAGGGACUAUGCUGCUAUCGUGUUUUUUGCAAGUAAUCGCUUUGAGACGGGGAAGAGGAAGCUGCACUAUCUGACCUUCCAGGACUUUGCUUUCUGUGCUGGUCAGCUAAUCAACAACUGGACUUUAGGAUCUGUGGAUAACUUGGCAGAGGACAUGGAUGUCGACCUUGAUAAAGAGUUCCUGCAGGAUCUGAAAGACCUAAAGAUUUUAAUCACUGAUAAGGAUUUACUGGACCAGCAUAAGAGUCUAGUGUGCACAGCUCUCCGGGGCAAAACAAAAGUUUUCAACGAGAUGGAGGCCAAUUUCAAAAAUCUCUCUCGAGGGCUUGUCAACAUCGCUGCCAAACUGACUAACACGAAAGAUGUCCGAGAUUUCUUCAUUGACCUGGUAGAGAAGUUUAUUGAGCCGUGCCGAUCUGACAGAUGGACCACUGUGGAUAUGGCGCUCUACCUCACCCACUACACCAACUCCGCGCAUAUGCUGGACUCUUUCAGGUACCAGGCCGUUUGGAACAGGUACAUGGGAGUCAUCAAAAGUUGCAUCUUAAGAAUGUACCACGACUGAGAAUUCUGUUGACUUUUCUUGGCCUCUCUCCGUCUCCCUGUGCACGUGCCCAAUUUGUCUUGUGCUCGGUACUGUAAUUCCUCCCUCUCUGUCCCGGAGUUGCACUCCUCUGCUUCUCCUUGCUUAACCCCAAACUCAAUUUCUCUUCUCUAAUCCCUGUUCUCAUGGAUUCCUUUGCCAGCUGUCCUUCUGUUUUUUUUUCUUUGCUCUCCAUUCGUGUGUACUGUCCUCAUGCUCAGUUCUCACCUUUUCUUCCACUGUUUGUAUGCUUGUAAAUAAAGUCUAUACGUUUGUACA